AUGGGAUCCUCUAUGGGCUUUGCAAAGACAAUCCUUAUUCCAGCAUCAAUCGCAUUGACAGUCUACCUCCUUUUCUCAUUCCUGAUCAUCCCAUUCCUCCGACGUUACCAACAGCGCUAUUCCCAGUACCUUCCCCUGCACGCUAUUUCGGCCCAUACUCUGUCGCUGCGCGAUCGCAUAGCCGAUACAGCCAUGCGCCUUUUUCUCCCAUCCUCGUGGAGGCGAGGGACGCACCUUGACGACCACGACAAUAUCAGUAUAGAUGAGGAGGAAGGGGAACUCAUGACCGGGAUGACUAUGGAUUCCGUUCGCCGGGAGGCUUUAGAACAACGGCGCGGGAUAUCGGGUGACUCGACAAGUCGCCUCAAUCGAGAAUUAGAAGAAGGUUUCAUGGAUGAUAGUGAUGAAGAGGAGCAUGGUGGGAGGAGAGGCGCACAUGGCCAACAUUGA
Messenger RNA from Penicillium waksmanii, 450 nucleotides. RefSeq lists its product as uncharacterized. NCBI's taxonomy places the organism in Eukaryota, Fungi, Ascomycota, Eurotiomycetes, Eurotiales, Aspergillaceae. The record is from RefSeq and is a predicted model, not a curated record. The transcript is spliced from 2 exons. The coding region runs from base 1 to 450 and encodes 149 amino acids.